This is a messenger RNA of Aspergillus versicolor CBS 583.65, 1200 nucleotides long. RefSeq lists its product as uncharacterized. Bases 85 to 1155 code for a protein of 356 amino acids. The transcript has 6 exons. The record is from RefSeq and is a predicted model, not a curated record. NCBI's taxonomy places the organism in Eukaryota, Fungi, Ascomycota, Eurotiomycetes, Eurotiales, Aspergillaceae.
CUCACACAUGGUUUUCUUCACAACUGUAGUUCUAGCCAGGCACUCACACCAGCUCGCGCGCCGACCGCGCUGUCGAAGUGCAGGAUGUACGUCCUUCCUGUGUCGAUAGUAUUUAUCUCGGUGGCCACCAUAGUAGUGGCCCUAAGGCUUUUCACGCGCAUUCGCCUGCUUAAUUCUCCAGGCUGGGAUGAUUGGUUUCUGCUGCUUGCCUUGAUAACGGAUUAUGCAUUCUUCGGCGUUUUGAUAGCUGAGCAUGAAUACGGCCUAGGGACCGCAGAGAGGGUGCUCUCAGAGGACACAUAUCGGAAUCAACUCAAGAUGUUAUGGGUUUCUGUCCCCUUGUACAACCUGACGCUCCAGCUCACGAAGAUCUCGAUGAUCAUUCUAUACCUGCGCCUUUUCCCGACAAAAGUCUACCGCAGGGUAUUGAUGACCAUACUGGUAGUAUUCGUUGGAGUUACACUAUACAUGGUCAUUGGCACGUUUCUUGUAUGCGUGCCCGUCCAUGAAUUUUGGAGCACGCAAACCGACCACCCGGGGUGCAACUCGCGCACAGCAGUAUGGCUUGUCAAUGCUGGCCUUCAAAUUACGAGCGAUUUUGUCAUUGUCAUCCUACCUAUGCCCUUGCUUGUCAAGUUGCGGAUCCCUCUCAGACAGAGGAUCUGUCUGAUGCUGAUCUUUGCCCUUGGUUUAUUUGUGUGUGCUACGAGCAUAGCUCGUUUAUAUUCCCUGGUCAAGCUUAUACAAACUAAGGAGAGAGAUUACAGCAAGCAUAAUGGCCUCGUUGCAAUAUGGUCAUUCGUUGAAGCCAAUGUCGCCCUUGUCUGCGCCAGUCUGCCGACAUUCAGACAACUCAUCCUACACAUCUUCCCACGCAUUUUCCCCUCAAGUGCUCGCAAAAAUUACAGCCGCCAUUCAGAGAAGCGAUUGCAAGACCCAGGGUACACCUGGGGUCCUUUCACAGGUCCGGCUAGUUACUCUGCGGAUGUCUCCGUAAGCGCGGACCACGACUCAGCCUCGCCUUGUGAGGACGGCAUCCAGGUCGUGAGGGAGUUGCGGUGGGUGACGGGUUCUAUUGCUAGCGGGAGCGAAAAUGCAGAGCCGGAGAGAGGAGAGCCUAGCCGGGUUCCAACUCCCACUAUCCAAUUUGAAUAGACGUUAUAUAACUAGAGAUAGAACAAAGUCAGAUGUGAUAAUUAU